UCCGGGAGCGCAGGGCCGGGCUGCUCGUAGCGGCGGCGACGGAGCCCCCCAGCGGCUGAGGGGCUUCCUCCCAGCUCCCGCUGGUGGCCGGGACGCAGCAAGCCCCCGCAGCCCCGGGGAGGUCGGGGACCCCCCCUCCCGCCGCCACCACCUCCAGGAUCCAGCGAACCCCAGGAAAGCGAGGGGCACCCCCCCCGGAUCGAGCGCAGAGAGACUCCCCAGCGGGGAAGAGCGGAGGCUUCCCGUGUGUUCGGAAGACAGCGACCCCCCCUGCGGUACUGCAAAGACUCCCCAUCUUCCAGCUGAGCCCCCCCAAGACCUGGAACGCAGUGUUCCCCCGGCCAGUGGUUGCGGGAACCCCCCCACCCAAGAACCAGGUCAUUACAACUCCACACCUCAAGACACGAAGACCCAGCUCAGAACGUCCCUAGGUCGGGGGACCCUGCCCCCCAGCUCCGGCACACGGAGAUCCCAGCCCUAGGGACAGCCAGAGACACCCCUCACCAGCAGGAAGCCUCGGACACCCCACCCCUCCGCAAAAGCCCCAGGACUGGGGUGCCCGAGCCCCUUGCGGCGGCCCUUCGAAUCCCGGCCCGUGACCGUGGCGCCCUGAGCCCCCUCCCGGGCCGGGCUGACGAAGACCGAGACGGCGCCCAGACCCCCCGCCGCGGCGUCCCCGCGGCCCCAGCCCAGGGAGAAGAUGAGCGUGGGCUGCCCAGAGCCCGAGCCACCCCGCUCCAUGCCCUGCUGUGGGCCGGGGGCCGCCCCGGGGCCCGGGGCCGGGGUGCCCCUCCUCACAGAAGACAUGCAGGCGCUGACCCUCCGCACGCUGGCCGCCAGCGAUGUCACCAAGCACUACGAACUCGUGCGGGAGCUGGGCAAAGGCACCUACGGCAAGGUUGACCUGGUGGCCUACAAGGGCACAGGCACAAAAAUGGCCCUGAAGUUUGUGAACAAGAGCAAGACGAAGCUGAAGAACUUCCUGCGGGAGGUGAGCGUCACCAACAGCCUGUCGGCCAGCCCCUUCAUCAUCAAGGUCUUCGACGUGGUCUUUGAGACGGAGGACUGCUACGUGUUCGCUCAGGAGUACGCGCCCGCUGGGGACCUGUUUGACAUCAUCCCUCCCCAGGUGGGGCUGCCCGAGGACACGGUGAAGCGCUGCGUGCAGCAGCUCGGGCUGGCGCUGGACUUCAUGCACGGGCGGCAGCUGGUGCACCGCGACAUCAAGCCCGAGAACGUGCUGCUGUUCGACCGCGAGUGUCGCCGCGUGAAGCUGGCCGACUUCGGCAUGACGCGCCGCGUGGGCUGCCGCGUGAAACGCGUGAGCGGCACCAUCCCCUACACAGCGCCCGAGGUGUGCCAGGCCGGCCGCGCCGACGGCUUCGCCGUGGACACGGGCGUGGACGUGUGGGCCUUCGGCGUGCUCAUCUUCUGCGUGCUCACGGGCAACUUCCCGUGGGAGGCGGCGUCGGGCGCCGACGCCUUCUUCGAGGAGUUCGUGCGCUGGCAGCGCGGCCGCCUGCCCGGGCUCCCGUCGCAGUGGCGCCGGUUCACCGAGCCCGCGCUGCGCAUGUUCCAGCGCCUGCUGGCCCUGGAGCCGGAGCGCCGCGGCCCGGCCAAGGAGGUCUUCCGCUUCCUCAAGCACGAGCUCACGUCGGAGCUGCGGCGCCGGCCCUCGCACCGCGCGCGCAAGCCGCCCGGGGACCGCCUGCCGGCCGGGCCGCUGCGCCUCGAGGCGCCCGGGCCGCUCAAGCGGACGGUGCUGACCGAGAGCGGCAGCGGCUCGCGGUCCGCACCCCCCGCCGCUGCCCCUGCCGCCGCCGCCGCCGCCGCUGCCGGGCCGGCGCCCGUGCCCGUGCCCGAGGCCGGCCUGGCGCCCCCGGGGCCCCCCGGCAGGACCGACGGCCGCCCGGACAAGAGCAGAGGGCAGGUGGUGCUGGCCACGGCCAUCGAGAUCUGCGUCUGAGCCGCCUCCGCCGCCCGCGGGCCAGGCGGGGGUUGCGGGAGCCGGCCCGGGCGCGCCCCGAGCCGGUGCGGGCAGCGGCGGGAAGACGGAGCGGCCGGCAGGAGUAGCGGUAGCAAGGGCGGGGUGGCCGCCGACAGACCUCCCGCGCCUCGUGGGGUCGGGGCUGGGCCGGGGGAGCCGAGCCCCCUCACACACACGCACGCACGCACGCACAACACAUGCACACCGGGGAACGUCGGAGCUUGCGGGCCGGACACCCCCAGCCCCGGAGCUGCCCCUGCCCCUUGGCGCCCCCUGGCGGAUCGUCCCGCAAUCCCACCCUCACCCAACCCCCCCACUCCCCAACGAACCCCGACCCAGGCCCUGGACGAAGAGAGGGACUGAACGUGGGCGGAGAAGGAGCUUCCGGGCCUUGGACACUGGCUGGAACGAGUACUUGGAGCUGAGGGCUGCUGGGACGCGCCCCUUUCUUGGGAGGCUGCAGGGAGAGGCCCAGCCCUGGAAAAUGUAGCAGAUGUCUGCGUGUGUGUGCGUGCGUGCGUGUGCGUGUGUGUGUGUGUGUGUCGGGCACAGGCCCUAGGACACCUCGGCGCCCCUCUUCCUCGGAUGAGGACCCUAGCCCCGCAGAGAGGGGCCCUGCCCUGGGCCACUGACUGGCAGAGCCCCCUAAGCCCUCCCCCUUCCACCCCUGCCGCAGGCCAUGGCCCGCCCCGCAGUCCUGACAACUCCAGGGCGGGACCCAGCCCUCCUGCCUCAGCCGGCUGCAAGGUGACCUGCACCAGGAUUUUCUGCUGGGUUUUUAUUGAGUCGCCCUUGCCGUGUGCCUGCAGGUUGCUGGAGGGGGCUAGGAGCUGCGGCUGUGGAAGCACGAGGGGGUGUGUGUGCACAAAGGUGUGUGUGGAGCCUCAAAGUCCCAGCGACCACACAUCCAGACGCCUCAGAAGGCCCCGCCCGCCCCCAUCAGAGGGUGCCCAGGCCAGGUUUCACCACGUCCCUCAGGGAGGCACCUGCAGGUUGGUUCAGGCCCCUGGGCAGCAAAACAGGCUAGAGGAACCCAGCUUUGCCCAGCGCCCCCUGGUGGCCACCCCCGGCCCUCUAUGGAGGCCUGGGACCCCCCGCAAUAACCUCAACAGGGGCCAGGCUGCCCCUCAGCCCGGCAGUGCCCUGUCCACCAUACCGGGCCACCCCUACCGGGGUCUCUUCUGGGUUCCGGGGCAUUGAUGGGCCAGGCUGGCUGUGAGGAGCUCCCAGGCACCCCCCUGGCCUGGAGCCCCCACCUCUCCGCUCACUCCUCAUCUCCACCGUGCAAAGGGCUAUGGGUCCCCCCGCCCUGCCUGGGUCCCGUUUACAAACUGCGCGGCUGCCCCAGGACUGGCCCUCCCCCCUCCCCCGUGUGCCCACUCCUCCCCGUGGGCAUGGGGCCCUCCACGUGCCAGGUAAGUAGCAAACCCCUUCUGCCAAGAGCCAGGUCUCAGAGAAGGCCCCUCCCCCAUCACUGCCCCCCCCCAGCUGGAGCCCAUGGGGUCCACCUCUCCCAGCCGCGACUUCUUCUGCCUUAGGCCUCUCUCCACGUCUGGUGUCUCCUGCAAUAACAAGGAAGCGAGAUUCCGCAGUCCUCGUCUCUCUCCUCUCUCUCUCUCUCUGUUAAGAUCCUGUGAGGGAGUCCUCUCCCGUGUCGUAGUAUCUAGGGUGUUAGCGUGGGGAAGGGACUGUAGUGACGGAGCCCCGUCCCCCUCGGUUUGGGUGCCACCAGUCUGGCCCCAAGGCGGGACCGGCCCCAGGUCAGGGCACCUGGCCGCUGCUGCCGCUGUCUCUUAGGUCAGGACCCGCUGCCCCUUUAGGAGACCUGUUGGUCACAGAUGUUUACCUCAGUUUAUGUCACUGUCGAAGAAACACAAAAUAAUAGCAAAAAAUUAAUACCACCGUAGACAUGAAGACUUACAAGACAAAAAAAAAAAAAAAACUCAAAAAAAUUUCCCCCUUGCAAUUCUGUGAAGGUACCGUGUGUGUGUGUGUGUGUGUACACGUAUGUGUGUGUCUCUGUCCCACCCCGGGCAGGCUGGGUCAUCCCCGGCCUCUGUCCCAGCCCCUGUGUCGCCACACUGCCCCCCCCCUUCGGUGCUUCCAGAGACCCCUCUGAGCUGGCCUGUGGGGCGUGGGGAGCCCCCAGGGUGGGGGGCGGGGCCGCAGGUCAGCUGGAGGGUCUCCCAUCAGGCCCACAGAGCAGAGCCCCCAGGGCUGCCCGAGGCGCCCUGAGCCCAUGCCAUGGCCGGUGGGACAGUCCCAUUGGCUGGCAGCAGCGUCCGAGCCUGGCUCAGGGCCUGGGGCAGGGGGCCUGGGUGGAAUUCCAGGCCUGGAGCCCCAGACUCUCGUGUCUCGUACCCUGCCCCUCCCCGACGUGUUUGUAAAUAUUCUGAUAUCCUUUGGCCCCAAAAAGCUUUUUAAAUGUGUUAUUUACUUCUCUAAUCAUGACA
Messenger RNA from Lepus europaeus (European hare), 4440 nucleotides. It is a transcript of the gene SBK1, whose product is annotated as SH3 domain binding kinase 1. Gene Ontology annotation, biological process: peptidyl-serine phosphorylation; peptidyl-threonine phosphorylation. Gene Ontology annotation, molecular function: ATP binding; protein serine/threonine kinase activity. The transcript has 4 exons. Lineage: Eukaryota; Metazoa; Chordata; Mammalia; Lagomorpha; Leporidae. The record is from RefSeq and is a predicted model, not a curated record. The coding region runs from base 701 to 1966 and encodes 421 amino acids.